GCUAUGCAGCAGGAAUUGACGUCGCCGGAGUUUAUGAACCAAAAUACAUUGACAACCCACGCCGAAGUUACUGGCUCCUCUACAAACAGGUGAUUGAAUCCGACAGUGAGGUCAGCUGCGCCAAAAAUGCCUCUUCUUGUACUGGACUACUCCUGGACCCAGACGGACUCAACGCUUUACAUUAGUGUGCCUCUCAAAGGAACGAAAGCUGGGAAAGUAGACGUCAUUUCUACAGACGAGUACCUGAAGGUGCAUUUCCCUCCCUAUCUGUUUGAAGCCUUCUUUUUUGAACCUGUUGAUGAUGAUAGAAGUGCGGCAAGGAUUGGAAAUGACUGUGUUGUCAUCACUUUGCCAAAAAGGACCAACAAAGUGUGGGAGCAUCUGAUGAUACCUAUGGACAAUAAAGAAAAAAUGAAGGAGAUCAGACAGAGGGCUCUGUUCAAAUACCAUGAAAAGCUUUCUUCAGACUCCAUACAAAAGGCAAUGAAAAUACAUGCAGAAAACAAAUAUGCUCUGGAGACAGUGGUGAAGCUUGAAAAACAGGAAAGAGACAGAAUCCAGAAGAUAAAGGAUGCAGAACAAGAGAAAAUCACAGCAGAGCUGGCAGCAUGGCAUUUCGGGCAAACAGAAAAAGUAGAGCGGGAUGCCCAGCUAAAACUGCAAAAUCAGAAAGUCAAAUCAGACCAACUAAGAACAGAGACACGGAGACAAAAACAUGGGCCGUCAGACCAAGGAAAAGGCAAACUGGAUCAAAGAGGCAACAGUUGUGCAAAGAGCAAGAAAACCCAAGAUGAACUACCUCCUCCAAGACUCAGCAGAAACAUUCAAGUCUCAUUCACCCCACGAGUUUUUCCAACAGCCCUCAGAGAAUCCAGGCUGCCAGAGGAAGAGGAGUGGCUGAGAAAACAAGCUGAAGCCUGGGAAGCAGUAAAUGUGGAUGUUGGAGAGCUAAAGGACCUGAAAGAGGAGGAGAGGAACCCUGACUGGUUAAAAGACAAAGGAGACAAAUGUUUUGCAGCUGGGGACUACCGGGGAGCAGUGAAUGCUUACACCCUGGCUAUCAGGCUUAACAGGAAGAUGCCUGCUUUGUACUCAAACAGAGCCGCCUGCCAUCUGAAGUUAAAAAAUCUUCACAAGGCCAUUGAAGACUCCUCGCAGGCACUUGAUCUGCUGACUCCACCAGUCCCUGCCAAUGCAGCUGCCAGAGUUCGAGCCUUUGUCCGUCGAGGAUCUGCUUUCUGCCAGUUGCAGGUCUAUCCAGAAGGGCUACAAGAUUACCAAGCUGCUCUGAAGAUUGACCCUAACAAUGAAUCAUUGUUGGUGGAUACACAGAGAAUCAAAGACAUCAUUCAAGGAUCUGCCGUCAACCCUGGCGCUCAGUGAGGCAGAACAACACAGAGACGCAGAGCAUGUGCUUUAUACAUUAUGUUCAUGAGACAUCUCACAGAACACUGGUUUCAGCCCUGGUUUAAGGCUGCAUCUUUAAAAGGAUGUAAGCAAUGUUAUAUUUUAAAGCAGGUCAUAGCAUAUUGUCAAUUGUGCUAUGACCUGCUCCACCUUGUGUUUCAUUAAAUAAUAACAGUAGUUUA
Messenger RNA from Archocentrus centrarchus (flier cichlid), 1589 nucleotides. RefSeq names its product dynein axonemal assembly factor 4 (gene dnaaf4). The coding region runs from base 127 to 1383 and encodes 418 amino acids. NCBI's taxonomy places the organism in Eukaryota, Metazoa, Chordata, Actinopteri, Cichliformes, Cichlidae. The transcript has 9 exons. Gene Ontology annotation, molecular function: nuclear estrogen receptor binding. The record is from RefSeq and is a predicted model, not a curated record. Gene Ontology annotation, biological process: epithelial cilium movement involved in extracellular fluid movement; outer dynein arm assembly; heart development.